GUUCUUUUGAGAUUGUUCACAUUAGCGUGUCUCAUGUUAGUGACGUCGUAACUGAGGUUCAAAGUACUUUCCUGUGUUCUCCCUGUUUCCGGGUAGUUCGUGUUCGCUGUCAGCUGCGUAUCUAAAUAGGCCCAUGUUACUAUGAAGAUCACGUACAAUACACAACACUGAAUAUCUGACAAAUUCAUUUGCUGAACAAGACAAUGUCUGACAGGAACCAAACCUCAGAGCUUCCUGAUGCACACGGAGGGUGUCUAGAGGAAAACCCGGGCACUGGGCUAUUAAAUGUGAAGGAAGAGGAUAAGACAUAUGGCAUGAAUUGUCAUUGCACUGAAAUACAUUCGUCGCUCCCUGCCGACGAAGAUAACACUGAUAUAGUUAAAGUUGAAAUAACAGAAGAUUUGUGUGUGAGGCAUCAGCCGGGAGCACCAGAUGUGGAAACCAGUGACGGUAUCAGCACAGGUGAUGUUAAGACUGAAGUCACACUUAAUGCUGAACAAACAACUGAGCUGGCUAUAGAAAGUCAGCGGGAAGCUGUGAAGCAGGAAAUUUGUGACAAUAUCAGUAAAGGUGGCUUCACAAACUGCGGUUCUCCUAGUCGUAGUCAGAGCGCUGAUACUUCUCUCAAUCUUCAAAACCAAAAAAGCCACAUGGAAAAUGUAUGUUCUGAAUGUGGGAAAUGUUUUACCAGGAAAUCAAAUCUUAUUAAACAUCAAAAAAUUCAUACAGGAGAAAAAGCAUUUUCAUGUUCUGACUGCGGGAAAAGUUUUACUCAGAAAUCCCAUCUUAUUAGACAUCAGAAGAUUCAUACAGGAGAGAAAGAAUUUUCAUGUUUUGAAUGUGGGAAGUGUUUUGCGGAUAAAGCGUAUUUGGUUUCUCAUCUGACAAGUCACACAGGAGAGAAAGGAUUUUCAUGUUCUGAGUGUGGGAAAGGUUUUACAAGAAAAUCAACUCUUCUUAAACAUCAAAAAGAGAAAGCAUUUUCAUGUGCUAAAUGUAGAAAGUGUUUUGCUGAGAAAUCACAUCUUCUUACUCAUCAGAAAAUUCACACAGAUGAAGAUAACACUGAAAUAGUGAAAGUUGAGAUAACAGAAGAUAUGUGUGUGAGGGGUCAGCUUGGAGCUCCAGGUGAGGAAACCAGUGACAGUACCAGCUCAGACGAAGAUAACGCUGAUGUAGUGAAAGCUGAUAUAACAGAAAAUCUGUAUUCGUGUGAUCAGGUGAAGACUGAGGAGGAUGAAGUUCCUAUAAGUACAGCUACAGAUCGACCAAAGAGCUUAGAUAUUCAAAGUCAAGACCGACCUGCAGAUGCUUCUUUCAGUCUUUUUAUAUCGCAUCUUGUUACUCCCAGAUACUGA
Bombina bombina (fire-bellied toad) is the source of this 1358-nucleotide messenger RNA. RefSeq names its product zinc finger protein 484-like. The record is from RefSeq and is a predicted model, not a curated record. Gene Ontology annotation, molecular function: DNA-binding transcription repressor activity, RNA polymerase II-specific. The transcript is spliced from 9 exons. The coding region runs from base 204 to 1358 and encodes 384 amino acids. Gene Ontology annotation, biological process: negative regulation of transcription by RNA polymerase II. Lineage: Eukaryota; Metazoa; Chordata; Amphibia; Anura; Bombinatoridae.